This is a messenger RNA of Carya illinoinensis, 1446 nucleotides long. Its product is annotated as fruit protein pKIWI502-like. NCBI's taxonomy places the organism in Eukaryota, Viridiplantae, Streptophyta, Magnoliopsida, Fagales, Juglandaceae. Gene Ontology annotation, molecular function: oxidoreductase activity. The transcript has 5 exons. Bases 108 to 992 code for a protein of 294 amino acids. The record is from RefSeq and is a predicted model, not a curated record.
CCCACCCUCCCUCCCCAGUUACGAAGACUUGAAAGUUCAAAGGUAUCGUCUUACCCUACUCCUUUGACUAACAGUUCUUAAAAAAAAAAAAAAAAAAAAAAAAAUUGAUGGCCGUUACUCUUUCUCCCAGCCGCCUCUCCCUAACUCCGUCUCUUCCCCAUGCCCACCUUAGCCCUCCCAUGUCUGUCCUACGCCGCCUCUCUCUCCCCCAAUUGAGGCCCCACCCCCAUCGCCGCUUCUCCAUUGCUGCUGCUGUACGUCAGGACACCACCGUUUGGACCCCAGCGCCUCUCUCCCUAGUCGAGCCUGCCGCCGAGUCCAUUUUCCACGUCUCCAUCGACAUCUCCGACUCACCUGACCUAGCCGCCUCCCACACCUGCGCCGGCCAGUACCUCCAGCUCCGAGUUCCUGUCUCCGACAAGCCCUCCUUCCUUGCCAUCGCGUCCCCGCCCUCUUUUGCCGCCGCAAGUGGCAACUUCGAGUUCCUGGUGAAGAGCAUCGCCGGCUCCACUGCCGAGCUUCUCUGUGGCUUGAGGAAAGGAGAUGUGGUUGAACUCAGCCCGGUCAUGGGGAGAGGCUUCGGGAUCGACCGGAUUGAGCCGCCCGAUGCUUAUCCUACGGUUCUUAUUUUCGCCACCGGAUCGGGGAUCAGUCCAAUUCGGUCUCUCAUUGAGUCAGGUUUUGGUGCUUCUAAGAGAUCUGAUGUGAGGCUUUAUUAUGGGGCUAGAAACCUUAAGCGAAUGGCUUAUCAGGAUAGAUUUAGAGAUUGGGAAUCUUCUGGGGUUAAGAUUGUGCCUGUGUUAUCCCAACCGGAUGACAGUUGGACGGGCGAAAGUGGCUAUGUACAGGCUGCUUUCAGUAGAGCGAAGCAAAUUUACAGCCCUCAGUCUGUUGGUGCUGUACUCUGUGGGCAGAAACAGAUGACUGAGGAGAUUACCUCAAUUCUUGUAGCAGAUGGGGUGUCAAGUGAGAAGAUACUAAAGAACUUUUGACAAACCAGAUGGAGGCUGUAUUAUUGUAAUAUUGUUGAGCAACCGUUAGUGAUUUAUUUGUUCCAAUCGCUGAAGAUAUUCUCAGCUUGGCAUAGAAAAUAAAAUAAUUUUAGGGUUUGUGAGCAUCCUUUUAGGACCAAUACAGAAUGAAAACUGCCUCUCAAGCAAGCUAGGUUGCAGGAUUCAUACUAAAGUUUUGACAAGGAGUGAACGAACUCGCUGAAUUCAUGGCAAUCCACUUUGUGCCUAAUACUUCGUUGUAGCAUACAAAAGUCGGAGGUAAUUCCAUUCCGAAUAAUGAAAUUGAGCCAUUGUGUUGAAGUGACCAAAGUGGUUGCUCUUUAUUGAAUAAGAGAUAAAACUCUUUUGUCUCGUUGGGCAGGAAUCAGCUAUGCGGGAUAGGCUUGUUAUCCCAUAGAUUUGUAUUUGGGUUAAUUAUACCUAUAUUUAAGCA